This is a messenger RNA of Octopus bimaculoides (California two-spot octopus), 1845 nucleotides long. RefSeq lists its product as uncharacterized. The record is from RefSeq and is a predicted model, not a curated record. NCBI's taxonomy places the organism in Eukaryota, Metazoa, Mollusca, Cephalopoda, Octopoda, Octopodidae.
UUUUCAAAGGCUCUCACCAUCAAUGGAGAGUGCUGUACUGUGCCACCUUUCUAAGGCAGUUGCGAAAGGCUAUCAAGGCCAAACGCAAGGAAAACUGUCGAGUAUGUUGUUCUUUCAUCGAAACAAAUACUCCAGUGCACAAGUAAUUGGUUUCGAUGGCUGCUGUGUGUGAUUGGCUUUGGACUGUAUAUAUGUGUGUGUGUCUGUUUGUGUAUAAGGCUGUGUAAGGUGUGUAUCUCUACCACUGUGCGUGUGUGUGUGUGUAUAUGUGCGUUCGUCUAUAUGUGUGUGUGAGGGCGCGCAUGUAUGUUUGUCAUGUGUGUGGGCGGUAUAUAUGUAAGGUGUGUAUGUAUGUAUAUCAUCAUCUUCAUCAUCAUCAUUACUAAUUUAAUGAAUUAAUGAGAAUUCGAACAUGGUGGUAAAUUUAACUUGAGAAUGAUCUCCAGAAUGAAGAGACGGUAGAGAAGAAUAGGCAAAGUAGACAGGGAAGAAGGGUACGGAAGAUGGAGGUGGAAGCGAAAGAGAGGCAAUGAUAGAAGUAGUAGGAGGGUGAGUGUAAGAUGGAAAUGCAAACGAAAAGUGAGAGAAAGAGGGGGAGAGAGAAAGAAAGAUAUAAAGAGAGUAGCGGACAGAGAGAGAGAAGAGGAUUGACAGAAAUGACAAAGUGAAGAAGAAUAAGUUGAAAAGAGACUAAAUAAAGAUAGACAGAGGAAAGAAAAGAAAAAAAUCGUUGAGUGAAUAUUGCAAAAGCUGAUACCGUGACAGCGUCAAGAAAAGAUAUCUAUAUUAACCAAGUCAUCUUAGUAUACAUGAUGAAAGCCAUGCAAGUGAAUAUUAUAGAAGUUUGCAGCCUUCUGAUGUUGUUUGUGUCUUUUGCUUCAUUUUUUUGCAGCCUUCUGAUGUUGUUUGUGUCUUUUGCUUCAUUUUGUCUGGCAAGUGGUGAAGUGAGAAAAGAAGGAGUUCAUAACAUUACACAAAGUGAAAUUGUUGAACUUGGGCAAUGUGUUGCACUACAUAUUGAAGUUCCUGGUUUAAAGCGACCGUUUAAAUGGUUUAGUAAGUGUGGGAAGUUUGAGUGUGACACUACAUGCGCCAAUGGCUCUGAUUUUAGACUGACACAAAAUGUCAACACCUGUACUCUUUGGAUUGGAAAUGUGACUUCAGAAUGUCUGAAAUGGUAUUUUGAAGAUUCUGUCUUGAAUACAGGGUGUAUUAAGUUGCAAAUAUAUGAUAAGAAAACAGAAACCAGCAUGACCACCCCUGCCCGUGUUGUCACAGCUGGCCUUGUCAUAGCCGGUGUUGUCACAGCUGGCCUUGUCAUAGCCUAGUUUAUUGUCUACAAGUUUCUUGAGAAAAAAUACCAGAAACCUUUAACUGACAGUCUCAACAUCGCAGCAUUGAACAUUGACAGCACCAGGUUCCAAUCUGAUCCGGAUGCCCUUUCAGAGUGUCAGGUAGAGGACCAGUCAGGAGGUAUUGGCAAUGGCCAUCAAAUGGAAAAGAACUGUAUUUUUCAAGUUUACGAGACUUAGAAUUUCUUCAGUAAUAUAGUCUGGUUUCAUUAAACAUCUCUAACAUUGUUUAUCAACAUAUUAAUGUGAUUUCAUCAUCAUCAUCAUCAUCAUCAUCGUUUAACGUCUGCUUUCCAUGCUAGCAUGGGUUGGACGACUUGACUGAGGACUGGUGAAACCGGAUGGCAACACCAGGCUCCAAUCUAAAUUUGGCAGAGUUUCUACAGCUGGAUGCCCUUCCUAACGCCAACCACUCAGAGAGUGUAGUAGGUGCUUUUACGUGUCACCUGCCCGAAGGCAAGUCAGGCGAUACUGGCAACGGCCACGCUCGAAA